UGUAACCAUUAGCGACCAGUAACGCUAAUUUUGAGGUUGCAGAUGCAUAGCAACUUUCACCACUAUAUCAAAGUUAAAACACGACAAUGAUCUGGUGGAUUUUCAUCGCCUUCGCCCCUUUUGUUAGCUGGGUGAAGGCGGUAGCCUUCGAAUCCAGCAUCUUGAGCCCAUACCAGAUCGUUAACUCUUCUGCCUGGCAUAAUAGGGGGCUUCAAAUUAUAGACAAGUCUAGGUAUAAUGUGACUUUUGUCGAAGCUUCGGUCACUAACAGUACCUUCAGGAUUUCGUUCAACAACGGUGCCGGUGAUGGUAAGACGCCAAUAGGGGGAAGGUUCGAAAUUUUUACUGCCCGAGAGGGCGUCGACGCAGAAGCGGAUCAGACUCUGUCAUGCUUCAGUACGGGAGGAGAACUGUUUCGCUACGAAGAUCCUGGGUCGGGCAUCUCGAACGCUUCGAUGUCUCUUGUUGCCAACUCUGUCACGACUCCGUCGACCUUCAACUUUUCCUUUGACGGGAACGUCGCAGAAUCAAGUCCAUUCUAUUACGGGGGUUCUGGUACGACCACCAAACAAGCCAAGUAUAUUUUUUGUGUGAAGUUCACUCUUAGUCAGGAUAUUCCUGGCCCUGCUUCUACCAGCACUGUAGAUAUCAACUACCGUGAGGUAGGUAUCGAAGUUAGCAUUACUCUAGAUGGCGGAUUGGAUUCCAAUAGCGUGGGCGCUUUUGAGGUGGAUGCUGGUCCUAAAAAUACCAGUACCGAAAACGAAGUUGUGUAUACGGCGAGUGCUGGUCUUUGCAGUACAUAUGACCUCGAUACCGCCAUUCCACAGCAAGGAGAAGUUAUUCCUGUGUGCAUCAUCUCGGAUGAUUACCCACUUGCAAGGAUGGUUGAGGUUUUGGACCUUGUUUUUUCUUCCGGCGACCUCACUCAGGCGAUUCGUUCGGACGGAGGAGACGCUCCUGGAGCGAUGGGGUUGUAUGGUCUGCCUGAUCCCUUGAAUGCAGAUCAUUGCCGACAAGGCGAGUGUGUUCAAUACGAUGUGACUCUAUACGCCAUUUUUGUAUCCGAGGUAGAGGCCAGCCUUGAAAUCAGCAUUACCGGCAACGUGAUUCUUGGAAUUGGUGCCUCUUCCCGAUUGCUGCGAGCUCACUUUAAGCCCACUCGUGAACUACAAGAAGCGUUUCGCGAGCAAGCCUUCAGUACAACGAUUGAAAUUCCUGCUCUGCGACCGGCUCAGUCGACUGCUGCUACCCUCAGGAAGGCAUGCCUUUUGGCUUCAUUGUUUGCCGCAGCUAUGGUAUCUGUUAUGCUCUUCUAGGCCUGCUGAGGUUCGAAAUAACGCGAUCGUCGUACAAUCUGUUCGUCUAUUCAUAUAUCGCCGAGCAAUUUUAUUGAUUCACAACAUGUAGGAAAAAGGAAUGUAGUAGCAACAUUUGAUGCAUUUCAA
Molecule: messenger RNA, 1448 nt
Organism: Phaeodactylum tricornutum CCAP 1055/1
Lineage: Eukaryota; Bacillariophyta; Bacillariophyceae; Surirellales; Neidiaceae
Exons: 1
Coding region: 87-1319 (410 amino acids)
Source: RefSeq, a predicted model, not a curated record